Messenger RNA from Closterium sp. Naga37s-1, 5991 nucleotides. Lineage: Eukaryota; Viridiplantae; Streptophyta; Zygnematophyceae; Desmidiales; Closteriaceae. The record is from the annotation of a GenBank genome assembly.
AUGGCAUCGCAUGGUGUCAUGGCGACGUCGCAUGACGCCACCGCUGCUGGCGCUCCACCCCGCCAGCCCUCUCUGCCCCUCGCACCCGCGAAUUCCCCUCUGCGCCCCUCCCACGCGGCCGCUGCCGCUUCCGGCGCAGCCCGCACUUUCUCCCCCCCGCUCUCCGCGCGCCACUCCGCGCCCCACCAUGCGCGCCACCCGCCUCCCCCCAGUAACCUUCCGCAGCUCUCGCGCGCCUCCUCCUCCGUCUCCUCCUCGCUCCCGCGCUCCGCGCUCUCCUCCCCCGCGUCCUCCGCGCUGCACCUCCCCGCCAUCCCCUCGCUGCAGUCCCUCCCCUCGCUCCGCUCCCUCUCCUCCUUCUCCUCCGCUCACACCUGCGCGGGCUGCUCCUGCGCGGGGUGCGCGGGGGGCAGCGCGGCGGGGGGCACGCGGAGCCCGUCGGACGGGGGGGAGGUGCGGUGGUACUUCAGCAAGGGGCACCUAGUCAAGGGCGCGGUGGCAGCAGCGGUGCCGCAUGCCAUAGUGGCCUCCUCGGCUGACUUUCUGCGCUUCAGUGCACGCGACUCACACGCCCUCGAGACUGCCUUCCGCCAGGUGACUGCCUUCCGCCAGGUGACUACCUUCCGCCAGGUGACUGCCUUCCGCCAGGUGACUGCCUUCCGCCAGGUGACUGCCUUCCGCCAGGUGACUGCCUUCCGCCAGGUGACUGCCUUCCGCCAGGUGACUGCCUUCCGCCAGGUGACUGCCUUCCGCCAGGUGACUGCCUUCCGCCAGGUGACUGCCUUCCGCCAGGUGACUGCCUUCCGCCAGGUGACUGCCUUCCGCCAGCGCGAGGAGGAGCUGCUCACGCUGUGGUGGAAGGAGUAUGCCGACGCCGCAGUGGGGCCCGCGCCAGGUGGCGUGCCGCCAUUGGUGGACCUGGGUCGGAGGCGGUCGUAUGCGGUGUACUGGGAGGGGGAGGACCGCCGUGUGCUGCGCGGGCUGUGGUUCGGCAAGCGGGCGGGACAGCUGACGUGGCAGCCCCUGAGGGAGGACGUGGCAGAGCAGCUGGAGGAGGCGUACAGGAAGCGGGUGAGUGGUGGGCGGGGAGAGAGGGGAGCACAGGGAGAGAGGGGAGCACAGGGAGAGGUGUGGCGGCGGCGGUGGUUCCAGCCGUCAGGCCUGUUCGCCUCUAGAGUGCCCAUUGCUGGCGCCGGCGAGGGAGUGAGCGCGGUGUUCACGGGGGACGACAGCAGCUGGCGGGCGCAGCUGUGGGUGGAAGGAACGCGGCUCUUCUCCUCGCCGCUGCACGCCAUGGCCCUGCGCAGGGGCUUCCUGCCUUCCCCCUCCACUCAGCAGGAGGACGAGCAGCAGGUGAAGGAGGAGGAGCUGGAUGACUACUGCUCCAUGGUGCCGGUGCAGCAUGUGGUGUUCAUGGUGCACGGGGUGGGGCAGCGCCUGGAGUCGGCGCACCUGGUGGAUGACGUCACUGCCUUCCGCCACCACGCAGCACAGCUCAGCCACUCACACCUCACCGCCCACCAGCGCCUGCAGCAGCGCUGCCUCUUCAUCCCCUGCCAGGUGCCUCUUCAUCCCCUGCCAGGUGCCUCUUCAUCCCCUGCCAGGUGCCUCUUCAUCCCCUGCCAGUGGAGGAGGGGCAUGGCGCUGGCAUCGGAGGCGGUGGUGGAGGGCAUAACGCUGGAGGGCGUGAGAGCGCUGAGGGACGCUGUCAGCGCCACGGUGCACGAUGUGCUCUACUACAUGAGCCCCGCCUACUGCCAGACCAUCAUCCACUCGCUGACCUCCUCACUGAACCGGCUGUACCGCAAGUUCAAGCGGCGCAAUCCGCUGUUCAGCGGGCGCGUGUCGGUGUUCGGCCACUCGCUCGGCUCCGUGCUGCUCCACGACAUCCUCUGCCACCAGCCGCCCCUCCCGCCCCUGCUGCCCCCCCCGCUGCCCCACUCGCUGCUUCCGCCGCCGCUGCUGGCAGAUGGUAGAGGCCUGGGGGCGAUGCAGGGAGGCGUGGGGAAGGCAGGGGACGAUGGGGGAUGGGAGGAUGGGGAGGGGUGGAGUGAAAGUGAGGCUGCAGAAUCGCCUGGGGCUGUCUCUGUGCCUGACCCAUCCAUGGUUCCUGCACGUGGUGGGGAUCUGCUUGCGCUUGCCCCACAACGCCUUCCUGCUGCACUUGAACCUCCAGCAGCGCCACCUGAAGCAUCUGCUGACGCGCCUGUGCGCUUAGAUGGGGGCAUACCUGCCUCGCUACGGGUUAUCCCUUCCUCCACCGCUGCCAGCCCAGCCAUGCCUCAAAGCCCCACGCACACAAGCAGGGAUGGCAGCAGCCACUGGGGGGAUGGGUGCAUGCAGGUUGCAAGGCAGGCAAUGGACAGUGGAGGAGUGAAGGGGGUCGAGGCGGAAGCACAAGGGGAGGGGGAGGGUGAUGCAGUGGCGGAGCAAGGAAGGGGCUGGGAGGAGGGGGAGCGAGUGCAGGGAGGGGGUGGGAGUGAUGGGCAAUCAGAAGCAGGUGUGGGGGGAGGGCCGAACACAGAGACAGCAGAGCAGUUGAGGCACAAGUCCUCUCAUCCUCUUGCACCCAACACCUCUCCACCUUCCCUCCCCACGGCACCGUUUCUCAUUACCCUCUUUCCCUCCCCUCCCCUCUUGCCCCCCUCAGCUGGGCGAGCUACAGAGGGAGGUGGAAGCCCCCUGCACGCCCCUGCUUCCACCCUCCCUCUCUUCGCUCUGCCACCCGCCCCUCCCCCUCUCCUCCUCCCAACGCCACCAGCACCACCAGCACCACCAGCACCACCAGCACCACCAGCACCAUCGCCUGCGUGUCCUCCCACCAGUCAAGCCACCAGCCCUGCCACUCCGCCUGUGCAGCCCGCCUCGCCCGCUCUGCCAGCCACCCCUCCCCACUGCCCCACCAGCAGCCCCUCCUUGAGCGUUCCUUCUCGUGCCUCUGCCAGCUCUCUUGAUGCUGCCCCUGCCGGCAAUGCAUGCGUGGUGGGCGCUGGUGACAUACUGAAGGGAGACGGGGGUGAAGGCAGCAUAGACAGCCGGGCAGAGGCGGGAGGGUGGGAACAGGUAGCAGUAGCACGGGAGAAGGCGAAGGAUGAGGAGGGUGUGGUUGUGGGGGCAUGCGGAGGGGAGGGGCGAGGAGGUAGGAAAAGGAAGGGCAGUGGCGGAAGGGAGGGAGGUGGGAAUGGUGGAGGGGGUGUGUCGAGAAGAGGAGCGGGUGCAGUGGAGGAGGGAGCAACGAGAGGGAAGAGCAAGGAGAGGAGGGGCAGGGAGGUGGGUGAGACGAGGAGACAGAGGAGGAGGAGGAGGGUGGAGGAGAAGGAAAAGCUCGCUGCGUCUGCUGCAGUUGAUGCUCGUGAUGCGGCUGGGGCUGGGGCGAGUGGGGAAGCACAGGGGUGUGAAGCUCGCAUGGGGCGAGGGGUGGAUGCGGCGGCGAGGGGCGAGGGUGGGGAAGGAGUGGGUGGAGCAGUGGGGCCGGCACGGUGUGAGGCAGAGGCAGAGGCAUGGGUGCAGCCAAAGGCAGGGGGGGUGGUGGAGGUGGCGAGUGGUGGCGGUGGAUUGGGAGGCUAUGGGGGAUGCAGUGAGGGUUGCGAGGGACGCAGCGAGUGUGGUGAGAGAAGCAGGGAGGGCAGUGGGGAAUGUGGGCAUGACGAGAGGCGUAGUGAGUGUGGCGUGGUAUGCGCACAAGUAGCAGUGGUGCCAGCGAUAGAGGAGGGCGGUGGGCAAUGCGCCGGGGAGGGGCGUGGGGAAGGCACUGGGGAAGGGCGAGAGCAGAGGGGAGAGGGGCUGCAUGGGAAUGUGGAAGCACUCACUUAUGGGGAUGCGGUGGUUGGCUGUAGGUUGGAGUGGAAGGUGGGAGAGGGCCGUGCAGAAUGCAGUGGCAGUGGAGAGGGGAUGGGUGGUGCAGCUGGUGCUGUGAAGGGUGGUGGAGAGGCGUGGCUGGGUUGGGGAGACACGCGUGAAGGCGGGGAAGAGGAGGGCGGAAGAAUGGGGAGGGCGUCGCUGGGAGAGGAUGGAAGAGCGGUGGCGGAUGGGGGGACAACUGGAGAGGGGUUGGCGUGGAGUGCGAUUGAGACACUUGGGGAUUCAAACGGGAGAGAAGGGCAUGUGGGGGAAGCAGGGGCACAUGUGAAGGAGGGGGUGGACGAGAGAGGGGGGGAGAGAGCAGAGAGUCUUCGCGAGGGGGUUGCUGCAGGGAUGGGAACAGGGAGGAGCGCAGCAGGAGCAGCAGGGGGGAGGGGCGAAUCCCGGGCACAAGGGAGAGGCGAAUCCCGGGCACAAGGGAGAGGCGGCGGCAGAGCAGCAUCACCGCGGGCGCCACCACGGCAGCAUGCGCCGUCUAUUCGCUACGGCCGCCUGCUCUUUCCCGUGGACACGUUCUUCGCAGUGGGGUCGCCCCUCGGCCUCUUCCUCGCUCUGCGCAACAUUCGCCUCGGCGAUGGUGCAGGCGGCGAGAGUGCGCGGUACUGGGGCAUGGAGGGAGUGCAGGAGGAGCUGCCAGCGUGCCGCCAUGUGCUCAACAUCUUCCACCCCCACGACCCCGUCGCCUACCGAUUGGAGCCACUGGUGUCACCACAGCUGGCGCAAGUUCCUCCGGUGCUCAUGCCGUACUACCGCGGUCACUACCGCACGCACAUCGUAGUAAAGCGCUUCUUCCAGCAGCUGAGGGGCAGCCUGAGAUGGCUGUACCGUGCACUGGUUUCACCGCUGCAAUAUGUGCUGAGGUCCGCAUGGAGUCUGCUCUGCUUCGCCCCUCCACCUCCUCGACCCGCACCGGCCCGCGACAGCAGUGAGCUGCCAGUGUUGGACGCGCGGUCGCAGCACACGCUCACACUCCUCACAGGCUCUCCGCACGGCCGCAUUGACUUCAUGCUGCAGGACCCCUCCUUCCAGCACCAGUACUUGCAGGCCAUGAGCUGCCACUUUGCCAUUCUUCCCCCAACAAGAUUCUCCUCCGCUGUUGCUCGCGUCUCAGCGCUUGCCAGUCUCCUCACCGCCGUCUGCCACUCCCCUCUUCCCUCUCACCUGUCCUCCCUUUCUUCCUCACCUCCCCUUCUCCCCCUCAGCGAUGCAUGGAUAGACAAGGACAUAGCGCUGCUGGUCAUCCGCCAUCUCUACCGCCACGUGCCUCGCCAGCCCCCUCCCGCCCGCCAGCCACCGCCCCUGCACGCUCACUUCGACCCCUCCUCCCCCGCCCCCUCUCCCACUGCUACCACCCCCCCCACUGACCCCUCGUUCUUCUCGCCUCCUCCCUCCCCCUCACGUCACGCCGUCUUCUCCUCCCUCUCUGCCCUCUCCACGCCUCGUUGCCUCUCUGGAGACCUCUCCUCCUACUCCAUCCCCUCCUUCCUCCCCUCCCACCCCUCCUCCUCGCCCCUUCCUGCCACGCGACCCUUCUCCCCCCUCUCAGCCCCCCCCACGCCCCAUCCUCUCCCACCAGCAUUAUUCCCUGCAUCAGCACCGCCAGCAGCACCCAUCAAUGCUACGACGACAUCUUCCACCGCUCCCAACCCAUCCGCAACCCACGCGGCCAUGCCCUCGCGCCCGCCCCCUUCGAGUCAGGUGCGGGGGCACCAGCGCAGCGGCAGCAGCAGCAGCCUGCUGGGGCGGCUGUGUGACGCUGUGAGCCCUCUUGAGCAUGCUGCUGCUGCUGAACGGCACGCAGGGAGGCACACGGGGAAGGUGGUACCUGGGGCAGGUGCUGCUGGUGCUUCUGCUGGUGGUGGUGGUGGCAGUGGCGGUUUGCAGCAGCGACAGAGAAGGCAGUGGAGGGAGGGGGGUGUGGGGCAUGGGAGGAGGGCGUGGGGAGGGGAGGAGAGUCAGGGGAGGGUGAGCAAGGUGGGGGCAGUGAGGAGGUGUGUGAGGCGAGUGCAGACACACAUAGAGGAGGAGGAUGAGGGUGAGGACGAGGGGGAGGAGGAGGAUGAGGAGGUGGCAUUCACCUUCUCUAGUUGGAGGGCCGCUCAGCUGCUGCGAGUGCAGCUGCUGCUGUGA